CGUGCGGCGAAACUAGCAUUUGCGGUUCGUUGCUGAUUGGCGCUGGUGUUCGAGCAACGUUUCUCCGCAUGCUACUCGUUGUGGUACGGUUAUUCGUUUAACGAAUAUUAACUGAUGUGACGGUUUUCUUUCCCUAGUCGAUGAGGUUGUAUCGUAUUGGCAGGUGUUCCAUUGUCAUAACGGAUGAAAUGAAUAUUUAUCUGUGGGAAGAUCAUUUUAGUUCGCUCAAGAAAUUGCAAGUAUUUUUCCUAUGGUUUAUUGCAAAUUAUUAAGUUUGAUCGCCGAAUUAAUUUUAUACAAGCUACGAAUGAAUGCGAACAACGCUGAAUUUAUGGUUACCAAAAGUGUAUCCCUUGGUGAAUAAAAUUUUAAAUCAAAUCAGAAGAGAAAAAUGUACAAUAGAAGGUAACAAUUGAAGGAGAUUAAGCUAUGGCCAACAGGAAAGACAAAACAUCUGUAGGUUUCCUGGACACAUGGUUCGGCCGGCCAAAAAAGUCCGGGCGUGGAGGUGGGGUCAGAAGUGGUUCGGGAAACAACACUAUACCACGACCCCAUUCCGGUGACGAUUUCAAUGAAAUUGAACAACAACGUUGUAUCAUCGAAAGAAUGGACAAAGAGACGGUGAACGACAAAUUCGAGGAGAUGUUGGCCAACAUGAAUCUGACCGAGGAGAAGAAAGAGCCCUUGAGACAGCAAUCGGAAACGAAGAAGAGGGAGAUGCUGGUUUUGCAUUACAAAGGUAGCAUACAGGAGAAUAGAUCAAAAUUCGAUAAACCAGCGGAUUACAUACAGUAUUUGGCGCAACCCGAUUUAAGCGUCAACAAAAUCUACAACUGCAUCGAGUCGUUAAGAAUAGCGUUGACGAACAAUCCUUUGAGUUGGGUUCAAGAAUUCGGUACCAAAGGAUUGAAACAGGUUUUAGCAACGCUCAACGAAUGCUAUCGGAAUGCCUUCAUAUAUUACGAUAGUGACAACCGGUACGAGCGAAUACAGUACGAAUGCAUCCGAUGUUUAAAGGCUAUUAUGAAUAACACCGUCGGCAUAAAGGAGAUGUUGGCUCAUCACGAAGCACUGACGAUCGUAGCUAGAUCGUUGGAGCCGACCAAACCAUCGGUCAUGUCCGAAGCUGUGAAAUUGCUUGGCGCGGUUUGUCUCAUUUCGAGCGACAGCCACAAGAAAGUCUUGGACGCGAUCACCAUGAACGGUGAAUUCAAAGGAAGGGAAAGAUUUUUACCGAUCGUACAGGGCCUGAUGAACAAGAAGAACGAGAACUUACGAGUGGAGUGCCUUCAACUUAUCAAUUCCAUCAUUUCUUCGGCCGAAGAACUAGACUUUAGAUUGCAUUUGCGAAAUGAGAUCAUGCGAGUCGGCUUGGCUGAUAUUUUAGAGACAUUGGAAAAGAACGAAUCCGAAGAUCUGGCCAGACAUCUAAAAAUUUUCAAUGAUCACAAGGAGGAAGAUUACGAGGAAUUUGUUCAAAGAUUCGAUCAUGUUCGAUUGGAAUUGGACGAUGUAAACGACUGUUUCGAAGUGAUUAAAAAUAUGGUGAUGGAAACGUCCGCGGAACCAUAUUUUUUGUCGAUACUUCAACAUCUUUUAUUCGUCAGAGACGAUGCUCUGGUGAGGCCGGCCUACUAUAAAUUGAUAGAAGAAUGCGUAUCGCAAAUAGUGUUGCACCGUUCAGGCUGUGAUCCGGAUUUUAGCGCAACCAAGCGCUUUCAAAUCGACGUCCAACCGUUGAUCGAUACGUUGGUGGAGAAAUCGCGGGCAGAGGAAGAAAGACGAUUGGUCGAGGUAUCGCAAAAGUUGGAGGAGGCCAUAGCUAGUAAGCAGGAAGCGGAGGCGAAACUCCAACACGCGGAGAACAAGAUCAGGGAGCUGGAACAAGGAGGAGCGAGAUCGACCGGUGUUAACGCUAAUGCGAAGUGUUCGUCCACACCAGGAAUAGCCAAUCCACCGCCACCCCCACCGCUUCCGCUCGCAAAUGCGGGCGGACCCGGAGUGGGAAUGCCACCGCCACCGCCACCGCCGCCACUGCCAGGUUUCGGCGGACCGCGUCCACCUCCGCCACCUCUUCCCGGAUUUGCGGGACCUCCACCACCGCCUAUGCCCGGUAUGUCAUCGGGAUCUGGACCGGCACCUCCACCGAUGCCAGGAUUCGGUCCGGCGCCACCACCGAUGAUGCCUGGGUUCGUUCCAGGCUUGAACGCUGCCCCGCAAUCGCUACCUUUAGGGCUGAAGCCGAAGAAAAAGUGGGAAGUUGACGCACCGUUGAAGAGAGCAAACUGGAAAGCGAUCAUGCCGCAUAAACUUACCGAAAAAUCGUUCUGGACAAAAGUGCAAGAGGAUAAGUUGGCCAGGCCCGAAAUAUUAGACGGCUUAGUUCAAAAGUUCGCAUCGAAACCGAGUGGGAAGAAAAUCGACGAUGUCGUGGACAAAUCAGCUCCGUCUAAGAAAGUGAAAGACCUAAAAGUCCUGGAUGGCAAAGCUGCACAAAAUAUUCUUAUACUACUUAAUGGUACUUUAAAACACACGUCGUACGAGGAGGUGAAGUCGUGUUUACUCAAAUGCGAAGGACCCGUUAUCUCGGACAAUAUACUUCAAGGACUGAUACAGUAUUUACCACCACCGGACCAACUGUCGAAACUACAACUCUACAAAGAUCAGUACGACGAUUUGACGGAGGCCGAACAAUUUUGCAUUACCAUAUCAACGAUCAAGAGAUUAUUGCCGAGACUGAGAUCGUUAAGUUUCAUGCUACGAUACGAAGAACUGGUGCAAGAUGUAAAGCCGGACAUAGUGGCGGGGACGGCAGCCUGCGAAGAAGUAAAAGGUAGCAAAAAAUUUGCCAAAAUUCUCGAACUUAUUCUCCUGCUUGGCAAUUACAUGAAUUCCGGCUCGAAAAACGGCCAAGCCUUCGGAUUCGAGAUCAGUUUUCUUACCAAGUUAACAAGCACCAAGGACGUCGACAACAAACAAACUCUGAUGCACUAUUUGGUGGACACGAUAGAGCGACAAUUCCCCGAGUGUCUGAGCUUCCCAGAAGAGCUGGCACACGUGGACAGAGCUAGUCGUGUUUCCUUAGAAAAUGUACAGAGAACAUUGCGACAGAUGGAUUCCAAUAUUCGAAAUCUUGAACAAGAUUUAUCGAAUGCCAAAAUCCCACAGUCGAACGACGAUUUGUUCCUGCAUGUUAUGGGUCCUUUUGCGAAGAAAGCCCGUGAAUCUUACGAAGUCCUUCAAAAUAUGUUUAAACAUAUGGACAGUUUGUACACCGAAAUUUCGGAAUUUUUUUCUUUCGACAAGCAAAAGUACACGAUCGAAGAAUUUUUUGGGGAUAUAAAAACGUUCAAAGACGAUUUUAUGCAUGCUCAGAAGGAAAUAAUAAAACUACGAGAGGGAGAAGAGAAACAAAGACGAGCGAGGGAGGCACGAGAAAAAGCAGAAGCGGAGAAAGCGGCACGGGCUGCACGGAAACGAGCACUGGUUGACAUGAACGCCCACGAAACGCAGGAAGGUGUGAUGGACAGCUUAAUGGAGGCUCUUCAAACUGGUUCCGCGUUCAGUCGGCCGGACCAACGACGAAAACGUCAAAUACGCGCCGCUGGUGCAGAGAGAAGAGCUCAACUUAAUAGAAGUCGAUCGCGUACAGGAUUAGUCGGGACUGGUUUACUGGGAAGGGAACUUUCGACAGAACUGUUAAGCUCGGCAUAAUCCAUGGAAUAUCCUGUUUCCGUCCUAAACUCAAAACUGUGAUGGAUCGAAUGUUUGUUUUAUCGGUAAACGAUGAAGCGGGGAAAGAAAGAGAGAAAGAAAGACAAACUCGGGAAGCCUCGCGACUCUUCGGUAUCGGUUUACAGAGGAAGAACGAGCUUCGAUUUUUACGAGUUACGAUUAAUUUAGUAAAGUCUUCCUAUUGCUCUAUUUGAUAUGUCUCAAGAGAUUGUUUCGUAGGUAUAAUAAUAUAUACAAUAUGACGUUGAAUGCUACUCCGAUGCGACGAUAAACGUAAUAUAUAUGAAAAGUAGUUUCACCGAAUUUUCUACCAGAUUUUCGACCUAUCGAUCGAUCUAUUUUUAAAUUGGUUACUAGCUAUAAAGUUCGCGUUUUACAAUUGCAAAGUAACAUACGAUGUAAAUAUGCAUAUACGUACAUUCGCGUACAGCAAGUGUUUUUCUUAACUUUUAUCCAAAGACGGCUGAUCCCUCGAGCACGGUGACGGAUCAGCCUCGUUCAAUCGCGUGAAUACGGGCGUAGCGGUAAUGACUCGUUGACUCGACGCGAAACCUUUGAAAACCGUGCCAAAUCGAUGGAAACGUCGAGGGAAAAGAGAAUCGUGCGACGAUGUUGCGCACUUUUGCGCAAAAGGUACGAGCGUGAAACGAUCUGUAAAAAUUUCAACAUAUUUUAGGCCAUGGAUGCGAAUGGUACGUUAACGUAACCGAAGACCAAUUUAUUUUUCGAAUCUCGAAUUCGACGAUUGUUUAUACUGUAUGUACUGACGUCGGAUCCAACAGAAAUUUGUACCUAUAUUGUGAAUAUGUGAAUUUAGAUAGUAUCAAUACAUUGCGAUCAAUACAAUCGAA
Molecule: messenger RNA, 4586 nt
Organism: Bombus pascuorum
Lineage: Eukaryota; Metazoa; Arthropoda; Insecta; Hymenoptera; Apidae
Gene: dia
Product: protein diaphanous
Exons: 18
Coding region: 430-3714 (1094 amino acids)
Biological process (GO): actin cytoskeleton organization; actin filament polymerization
Cellular component (GO): cytoplasm; actin filament
Molecular function (GO): actin binding; small GTPase binding; microtubule binding
Source: RefSeq, a predicted model, not a curated record